GAUGAUGUGACAACAACACUCUUGAGUUUUUAUUACCGACCUGACAUUUCAGCGCAUGUGAUCCAUGAUGCGAGUUUGAUGACAAUUACACCAGUGUUUUGAAUAAGGGAGAAGGAAAACCUCCAUAAGUGAAUGUAUAUGAUCGCUGCAAGUGUGCUGUAAACUAAAUGUGAAAGUGCAAUGACCGGUCGAAUGAAGCACAUUGUUUGUGCCAUGUCUGGUGGUGUGGACAGCAGUGUGGCAGCACUUCUUUUAAAGAGUCGAGGUUUUAGGGUGACGGGACUUUUUAUGCGCAACUGGGACGCUUUAGAUGAAACCGGAGUCUGUACUGCAGACAAAGAUGAGGAGGACGUGCAGUUCGUUUGUGACAAACUCAACAUCCCGUUUCAUCAUGUCAACUUUGUCAAAGAAUACUGGCAUGAUGUUUUCAGUGAGAUGUUGAGGCAGUACCAGGGAGGUGUCACACCUAACCCAGACAUCUUAUGUAACAAGUUCAUCAAGUUUGAUCGCUUGUUGCAAUAUAGCAGGGAGACACUGGGUGCAGAUGCCUUGGCUACUGGGCACUAUGCAAGGACUGAUGCUGGGGAGCAAAUCCUGGAGGAUGGCUGGCACUCAAAGCAACAUUCUGUCAAGUUAUUGCAGGCAGCGGAUUCUGUCAAAGACCAGACGUUCUUCCUCUCCCAGAUAUCCCAGCAUGCAUUGCAGAGAACCCUGUUUCCAAUAGGUGACCUGACCAAGGCUGUUGUGAAAGAAAUGGCCGCGAGGGCUGGGCUACAAAGAAUCGUCAAACGGAAAGAGAGCAUGGGUAUCUGCUUCAUCGGAACGAGGAAGUUCAACAACUUCAUCCAAGAGUAUGUAGAACCCAGGUCUGGUAACUUUGUUUCAUUAGAAGAUAACAGAGUAGUUGGCAAGCAUAAAGGUCAGUUCCUGUAUACAGUCGGACAGAAAGCUAAGAUUUCCGGAAUGAAGGAAAAAUGGUACAUCGUGGAUAAAAACCCUUUAUCCAAUGAGGUUAUUGUGGCCCCCAACACGAACCAUCCAGCUCUUUUCUGCGAGGCUAUGUUUACAAGUCCUGUACACUGGAUACAUGAAGCACCAAGGCAACUACUUCAAGACCAAAUGUUGGAUUGUGACUUUAGGUUCCAGAAUACGGAUCCACUCGUGAGAUGUACGUUAACAUUGAGCAGUAUGGGGUCAGUUAUUGUGUCAUUGAGUCGACCACUACGAGCCAUAACACCAGGACAGUAUGCCGUUUUCUACCUGGGAGAGGAAUGUCUCGGGGGUGCAAUCAUCUUGAAACCAGGUCCAUCCCUUCAUGUUCUCAAUCGGAAAAACUACAAGACCGAAGAACUGAGAAUACCUACAGCACAGCAAGAGUCAUGACAACUCACGAGUGAAACACAAAUGAAGUCUCUGCUCCCAGGCCAACUGAGUCAUGACAAAUAGUUUAUGAGUAAAACACUAAGGGAGGAAUAUGAACUCUCUGCUUCCAGGCCAACUGAGUCAUGACAAACAACUCACGAUGGAAAAACAAACUGAGGAAUAUGAGUUCACUUCUCCAAGGCCAACUGAGUCAUGACAAAUAAUUCAUGAGUAAUGACGCAGCAAGAAAGAAACACUCUCUGCUCCCAAGCCAACUGAGUCAUGACAAAUAACUCAUUGAGGAAACACCAAGAGAGGAACAGGAACUAACUGCUCCCAGGCUAACCGAGUCAAGACAAAUAAUUUAUGAGUAAAACACUUAGGGAGGAAUAUGAACUCUCUGCUCCCAGGCCAACCGAGUCAUGAUAACUCAUGAAGGAAGCAGCAAGAAAGAAACACUCUCUGCUCCCAGGCCAACUGAGUCAGGACAAAUAACUCAUGAAUGAAACACCAAGGGAGGCACAGGAACUCACUGCUCCAAGGCCAACUGAGUCAGGACAAAUAACUCAUGAAUGAAACACCAAGGGAGGCACAGGAACUCACUACUCCAAGGCCAACUGAGUCAUUACUGAGUCGUGACUCGUGAGUGAGACACUAAGGGUAUGUUCAGACAGCGUACUAAGUUAAACCCGAACCGGUUUAAC
Molecule: messenger RNA, 2066 nt
Organism: Asterias rubens (European starfish)
Lineage: Eukaryota; Metazoa; Echinodermata; Asteroidea; Forcipulatida; Asteriidae
Product: mitochondrial tRNA-specific 2-thiouridylase 1-like
Exons: 11
Coding region: 181-1383 (400 amino acids)
Biological process (GO): tRNA wobble position uridine thiolation
Cellular component (GO): mitochondrion
Molecular function (GO): sulfurtransferase activity
Source: RefSeq, a predicted model, not a curated record